AUGCUUCAGGGUAUUUUUAUUUAUACAACAUCAAAUGAUAUUAAAUAUGCACUCAUUAAUGGUGAUCAUGAAAGUAUUUGUACACUUAAUUUACCUAUUUAUAUAGCAAAAGUUAAAUUACCUAAAAUAAAUCCAAAUGCGGAAUUAAUUUUACCACCAUGUUUAAUAAGAAGUCAACCAACUACAGCAGAUUUAAGAUCAAAUAUAACAACAAAACUUGCUGUAAAUCUUCAUAUUGAUGAAACAGCAACAAGUGGUGGAGAUUGGACUCAUCAUGAAGUACAAAUUGAAGGUGAUAAAGAUGAUCUUAAUAGAGAAAAUCUUAAUAAUAAUCAAGAUAAGCAAGAUGAUGGUAGAGGUGAUACUGAAAUUGAAUUACCACUUGAUCUUUACUUCCAUCAUUACCAUCAUUAUAUGCAUGCUUCAUUAAGAAAUUGGUGUGAAGCCCAUUCACCAAAAUUAUUUUAUCCAGCAGUUGGACGUUUUCAAAUCGCUUAUCGUUUAACAACAAAUAGAAAAUUUGGAGAAGUUGUUGAAAAAUUUCGUUCAAUAUUAUUAUCUGUUCCAUGA
Messenger RNA from Rotaria sp. Silwood1, 570 nucleotides. The record is from the annotation of a GenBank genome assembly. NCBI's taxonomy places the organism in Eukaryota, Metazoa, Rotifera, Eurotatoria, Philodinida, Philodinidae.